AUGAUUCAAGACACUUGCAGAACGUUUGGAAGUGGUGCUGUCCAGCCAUUUAAAGAUUCAGCUUUUUAUGUGCGGUCCAAUUGCCCGUUUACUCUCACCCACUUCACCCACAACCGAGUUGAAUGUGACAUCACAACACGUCGAGGGAACAGCGGGCUGCUGGUCCAAGUGGAGAUCAUCAUCAACAAAGUCAGGACUGUUCUGCAGAAUGGAAGUAUACUGGUGGAGGACAAAAGUGUUUCCUUUCCAUAUGAUCCCACCUACCAGCAUAUUUUUCAGUACGGCAUCUACACUAAACUGAGGAGCACGUUGCUGCCUCUCUCAGUCACUUGGCACAGUGUAGCUGGAGGAAUAGACACUCUCAAGGUUGAGCUGGAGCAGGAGCUGAGCACUGACAUGACUGGACUGUGUGGAAAAUACAACGUAUGUGAGCAAUUCUUCUCCUACACUUUGGGCUGUCUGCAAUCUAGCUGGUUUCAUUACUUCCAGCUGUGUCACAAGAACAUUUACGGAUAUGAAAACAGCAAACACAUCGGCUGUGCUUUCUUUAAAGAGAUUGCUCUGCACUGUGGAAAAAGCAGUAAUGUGUGGGAAAAAUGGAGAUCUGUGACCCAGUGUGCUCAACCAACUUGUCCAGGAGCUCUGCUUUAUGAAGAAGAGGGUGCUGCAUUUGUUCCUACCUGCUCCAACCCAAACCCCCAUUUUUCCAGCCCGGAUAUCACCAGUUCCUGCGUCUGCCCAGAGGGCAAAGUGCUUAAUGAUCACUUGGAUGGCUUCCACUGUGUGAAUGUGUCGAACUGCACCUGUGUGUUCGCUGGCAGGACCUAUUUACCUGGACAGAAACGUAGCACCAAGUGUCAGUCAUGUUUGUGUGAAGGUGGGAAGUGGCGUUGCUCUGAAAACUGCCCAAUUAAAUGUCAGAUUGAAGGUCGGUUUGUGUCAACAUUUGAUGAAAUAUUUGCUGAUGAAAAGUGCUCUGUGCUGGUCAGCUUGACUGCCAUAUUUGCUAAGUGCCAUGGCCAUUUGCCACCGGAUCAACACUACACAGCCUGUAUUCAAAGAACCUGUAAUUGUGGCAGCAAUGUGCAGAGGUGCUUGUGCAUUGCAUUAGCCAGCUACGCCAAAGCUUGUGCAAGUCUUGGGGUUUUAAUCGGUGACUGGAGGAAAGCUGCCAACUGCACUCCGACUUGUCCAAAGAACCAAGAGUUCUUCUACAACAUCCGAGCUUGUAACACUACAUGCCGCUCCAUUACUGAGUCUGACCCUCGAUGUGGAGUGGAUGAUGCUUCUGUGGAGGGCUGUGGCUGCCCAGAAGGAACAUACCUGAACCAAGGAAACACCUGCACUCCAAAGGCAGACUGUGAAUGCCACCAUCUUGGUGGUGUAAGUCCACCAGGGCCGGUUGUUAUCGAUGGACAUCAUUGCCUGUGUGAAAAUGGAGAACUGACAUGUUCCACGGAUUGUGGAUGCAGGAAUGGGAAGGUUUGCGUGCACUGCUCAGAGCACCUGAUUCAGACAGCUCAGAAAACAUGUGCGAGUCUCAGCAAACCACUGGUAACCAUCAUGACUUGUGAGAGUGGCUGUUAUUGCCCACAUGAUCAAUAUGAAGAUCACCAUGGAAACUGUGUAUCAAGGGACAACUGCACCUGUGUGUACAGUGGCAAAGUCUUCAGGGCAGGAGAGACUGUUAAAACCAACUGUAAAAACUGUGUCUGUGGUCAGGGUCAGUGGGACUGCACAGAUGAACCGUGUCCUGGGACAUGUCAAGUCUAUGGAAAUGGACAUUAUCAGACCUUUGACUCUAAAUGGUAUCGAUUUAGUGGACACUGCCAGUAUACACUUGUAGAGGAUUACUGUGGAAAUACAAAGGGCACAUUUUCUGUCAGAGUGGAGAGCGUACCCUGCUGUGAAAAGGUGCUCCCCUGCUCUCGCUCCAUUGUCCUGGUCCUGCAGGGCAAGGUCACCGUGACUCUGAGUGACAUGAAGGUGACCAAAAACCUACAACAAGACUCUACAAUUGCGGAAAACUCACUUUAUAGUAUCGACACUGUGGGACUCUAUAUCAUAGUGUCAGUGCCGAGCAGCGGGAUCACUCUCAUCUGGGACAAACACACACGGCUCACCAUAAAGCUGCAUGAAAACUGGAGGAGCAAAGUUUGCGGCCUGUGUGGGAAUUUUGACUCCAAUGAGAUGAACGACCUGCAGAUAAGUGGCUCAGCAGUGGCGUCCAGUCCGAUGGCCUUUGGCAACAGCUGGAAGGCAACCACUCCUCCUUGUUCUGAUGUAACUGCUGAUAUAUUUCCCUGUGAUCACAACUCCUACUGCUCAGCCUGGGCCCAGCGGCACUGUAUGAUUAUUAAAGGAGACACUUUCAAAGACUGUCACUUGAAAGUGGACCCAAAUCCUUACUAUCAGGCUUGCUUGCUCGAGUCCUGCUCCUGUGAGUUUGAAGGGAAGUUCCUGGGCUACUGCACAGCUGUGGCAGCUUGUGCAGAGGCCUGCAGUGACCAGGAUGUCUGUGUAAAGUGGAGAACACCUGACCUAUGUCUGUUUCACUUCCAUACAACCACACCUAUCAGCAUAUUUUCCAAUGCCAUACCCAGUUUGAAAAGCUCAGCUGGUUCCUCUGAUGAUAUUUUGGAAUUUAACAAGGUUCCAAGUAGAGCUUCAACAUGCAAUAAGAAGAAAUGUCAAUGUGACUUGUACGGACAGAGCCAAUAUAUUUCUUUCCAAGGAGUCACUUUUAAUUUCCUGAAUCAAUGCACCUACAUCUUGGUGGAGGAACGCUCACCACGUCAUAAUCUGACCAUUGCAGUAGACAACUUUAAUUGUGUACCUGGCCUCCAAGAGUCUUGUGCUAAAGACAUCAUCCUGAGAUAUCAGAGCAAUGUAGCUAAACUCAGUAUUGUCCCGCAUUUGUCUGAAGUACAGGCCACUCUGAACAAUGUGAUCAUACAACCACCAUAUGAAGAGCAUGGGUUGAGAUUUCAGAGUCUCAAACACAAAGUUAUCAUCCAGCUCCCGGAUAUCCGCUCUUAUGUUUCCCUCACCCCAUAUUACAACCUACUGAUCAGUCUGGCUAUGGAAAAUUUCUACAACAACACUGAGGGACAAUGUGGUGUGUGUGGUGGAGCAUCGUGUGUUCGUAAAAGAGGGCAGAUUGAGGAUGACAGCUGUUGUGAUAAGACAGCCUACGACUGGGUGUAUCCAGAUCCUCAGAAGCCAGCCUGUUUUUCUGCACCAAAGAAUGUAUCCUGUCAUGCUGAGCAAGCUUCACUACUCACUAAAAUAAUUGCUACCUGUCUUCCAAGUCCACUGUGUGAGCUUCUAGACAACAUAAUUGUAAGUUUGAUUCGUGCUCUAACCCAAAUGCUUCUUGCUGCUCUGGAGCAAGCUGCAGAGGAGUGUAGAAAUGCUGGUUUCUGUGUUGACUGGAGAAAACUAACCAAUGGAACCUGUGAUGUGGCAUGUCCAGGCGGACUGGUUUAUAGAGAAUGUUAUGACAAGAUGGAUGACUUCUGCUAUGCAGGACUACGCUAUCCAGGAGACUCACUUAAAAAGAACACAGCAGGUUGUUUCUGUCCCAGUAACUUGCUCAGAGCAGGAACUCACUCAAACAUCUGUGUGGCUGACUGUUCCUUUUGCAAAGGGCCAACCGGAGAGCCUAAACUACCCGGUGAAGUGUGGCAGUCCAAUUGUUACCUUUGUACACGUAACAACCAGACGCAUACUGAGGAGUGUUUUCCUAAACCUCCUGAACCCGCUCCUGUCUGUGGUCCCAGUGCUGUUUUGGUAAACAGAACUUGCUGUGGUGAUCAGAUUUGUGUCGAGAAGACAUGCAGCUAUAAUGAGCAGACAUACAAGGCAGGGGACAAAUGGACAGAUCCUGCCCAUCCCUGCAAGUCAUUUAGCUGCAGCAAAGAGGGGAUUCAGACUGAGACUAAAGUCUGUCCCAAAGAAAGCUGCCCCGAGGAGGACAGAAUUUGGGAUGACCAACACUGCUGUUAUACAUGUAAAAAGGGCUGUGCUCCCAGGGUGUCCAGCUUCAACAUCACCAUAGAAAACUGCUCCACUGUCAUACAGAUACCUGCAUGCCAGGGACAAUGUUCGUCUCAACUGAGGGUGCUGGUGUUAAAUGGUGACUUGAUGCCACAGCAGGAGCGCAAAUGCUGCGUGGAGCAGAGCUCAGAGAGGAGGUCGAUGACCCUGCACUGCUCAGACCUGACUACCAGACAAUAUGCUUACAAGCACAUCACCAGCUGUGUGUGUGAAUCUUGCAGCAGGAUCUGAAAUGUAGAGCUAGCAUAGCCAAGACGAAGCCAUUUGGAAUCAUUAGAUUAAAUAGAUUUCAAAUCAAAUUCAGCAGUAUUGGAUGUUUUUCUUCUUUACUUAAAGAAGGUACUGAAUCUGUUUUCUGUCAAAUAAAC
Molecule: messenger RNA, 4427 nt
Organism: Oreochromis niloticus (Nile tilapia)
Lineage: Eukaryota; Metazoa; Chordata; Actinopteri; Cichliformes; Cichlidae
Product: mucin-2
Exons: 35
Coding region: 1-4290 (1429 amino acids)
Cellular component (GO): extracellular matrix
Molecular function (GO): protein binding
Source: RefSeq, a predicted model, not a curated record